CAGUUUGUUUCCGUCGAUCGAGAAGGAAACACCUAUACAAAAUAUUUCUAAUACAUCCCUCGCCAUGUCCAAGGGAUCGGUAUUGCCACAAUAUAUUGCCGGCUUGUCGGCCAGCUUUGGUGCCCUCUGCAUGGGGGCCUCCAUCGGUUGGUCCUCGCCCGUAGAGAAUAUGAUCUCGGUGAACACGGACUACGGAUUUCCCAUCAGCUCCAGUCAGUUCGGCUGGGUAUCCUCGCUGCUGACCCUCGGUGCGACUGUGAUCUGCAUACCGAUUGGGUUUGCCAUCGAUUGGAUCGGAAGGAGACCCACCAUGUUGGCCUUAAUUCCACCGUACAUGGUGGGCUGGGUGCUGAUGCUGUUCGCCAAUAACGUGACCAUGCUGUACUUCGGACGAUUCAUCCUUGGCAUGUGCGGCGGAGCCUUCUGCGUGACUGCACCCAUGUACUGUACGGAGAUUUCCGCAACGGCUCUUCGAGGCACCAUCGGAUCCUUUUUCCAGCUGCUGAUUGUGUCGGGCGUGUUGUACGGCUAUUUGGUGGGUGCCUUCCUGCCCCUGCUCACCAUCAACAUCCUGUGCGCCAUUCUGCCCGUGAUCUUCGCCGUCGUGCACUUCUUCAUGCCGGAGUCCCCCGUCUACCUGGCCAUGAAGGGACGCAACGAUGAUGCCGCCAAGUCCUUGCAGUGGCUGCGCGGCAAGGAUGCCGAUAUCGAUGAUGAGCUCAAGGAGAUCCUGGAGGAGUCCCAGAAGCAAAGUGAUAAGCCCAAGGUCAACAUUCUGUCCGCCCUUCGUCGCCCCAUCGUCCUGAAGGGUCUUGGAAUCGCAGUGCUUCUGCAGGUCUUCCAGCAGUGGACGGGAAUCAACGCCAUCCUCUUCUACUCCACCUCCAUUUUCGAGGAUACGGGCUCUGGCAUAAGUGGCAGCGAUUCCACGCUUAUCAUAGGCGUCACCCAAGUGACCAGCACACUGGUGGCCGUGCUCAUUAUCGACAAGGCUGGCCGCCGCAUCCUGCUCGUGAUCUCCGGCAUCCUGAUGGCCGUGUCCACUGCUUUGAUGGGCGUCUACUUCCAGCUUAAGGAGAGCGAUCCCGGCUCAAUGGACAACUUCGGCUGGCUGCCGAUCAGCAGUAUCUGCAUCUUUAUUGUCUUCUUUUCGAUUGGAUUCGGACCGGUUCCGUGGCUGGUGAUGGCGGAGCUCUUCUCGGAGGAUGUGAAGAGUGUGGCAGGUUCUAUUGCCGGCACCAGCAACUGGCUGUCGGCCUUCAUGGUCACGCUGCUCUUCCCAAUCCUCAAGAACGCGAUCGGGGCGGGUCCAACCUUCUGGAUCUUCACCGUGAUCGCGGUCCUCUCCUUCUUCUACUCGCUGUUCUUCGUGCCGGAGACCAAGGGCAAGACGAUAAUCGAAAUCCAGGACAUGCUGUCCGGCGGAAAGGGUGUCAAGAGUGAGGACAAGAGCCAGACGUGAGGGUGUCACGUAGUCGUAGCGAUACUUUUUCAUAGUCUCUGUAAGCCAAUAAGAAAAUGUUAUGUAUAAGAAGUGACGAUCAUAAUCAAUAAAGCAAAACCAACCUGUAUAUAAACUA
Drosophila santomea is the source of this 1580-nucleotide messenger RNA. RefSeq names its product facilitated trehalose transporter Tret1-2 homolog. Gene Ontology annotation, molecular function: sugar transmembrane transporter activity. The transcript is spliced from 2 exons. NCBI's taxonomy places the organism in Eukaryota, Metazoa, Arthropoda, Insecta, Diptera, Drosophilidae. Bases 65 to 1462 code for a protein of 465 amino acids. The record is from RefSeq and is a predicted model, not a curated record. Gene Ontology annotation, cellular component: membrane. Gene Ontology annotation, biological process: carbohydrate transport; transmembrane transport.